CCUAAACCGCCCACCAGCAAAACCCAGCCCAAACCAUCAGGGGAAACAGGGAAAAUUUUUCUUAUUACUGACAAUAAAAAACAACCUAAACCUGAAAUUAGUCCGCCGUUAGCACUAACCACCCACACACCAACCGACAAAGAAGCAAUUUUACUAGUCAAAAUUAAACAAUUAGAGGAGCAGUUAAAACAAAUCCAAACUGAACGGGAUGCUUUGCCAAUUACUUCACCAGUGACAAAAACUCAGCUAUUACCAGCAAUUAGAACAAGAAUCAAACAAGGCUCAAAUUAUCCAAUCACCACCUUGGAAAGCAAAAAAUUAGCAAGUCUAAAAAAAGGAAUUGCAGAAAUGGAAAAGGAAAAGAAAGCCGGAAAAAAAGAGCCGUUAACCGCCGUAGAAGUCAUUUGUAGUCAUGAAGACAUUGAACGAACUAGAAAAAAACCAGGCUUUCCCAGUCUGGAUUUCACGGCAAAGUUCAUUCUUUCGCCAGUUCCUACAUUAGCUUCGGUGGCUGAGACAUAA
Ambispora leptoticha is the source of this 522-nucleotide messenger RNA. NCBI's taxonomy places the organism in Eukaryota, Fungi, Glomeromycota, Glomeromycetes, Archaeosporales, Ambisporaceae. The record is from the annotation of a GenBank genome assembly.